AUGUUGAAAUAUUUAAUUAUAUUUGAUCCAUCUAAGAACGGUGAGUUGGAUAGUGAAGCACGAUCCUCAUUAUUGCUUUAUCAUGAAUUUGGGGAUCAAUAUAAUUGUUCAAUAAAUGAAAAAUUAUCUCGUAUUGGUAUCAUCCAAGGUGUAUGGUCAAUGUCACAAGAAAUUGCUGAUGUUGAAGAAGGCUUAGACAAUGAAAAUAUUACUGAAUUGGACAAUGAAAUAAUAUUGACUAUUUUUGUUGAAUCUAGAUUUUUUGUAACGUUGACUUUAUCCAAUAGUGAUACUGAGAAUGUAAUAACAGCAAGAAACAAUGGUAAUAAUUAUGAAUCUUCUACUAAUAUAUCCACUAAUAAGAUACCCUAUCAAUUUUAUUUAAGUCAUCUGUGGUUAUCGUAUAGAUUUUUUCUUCUUCAAUAUGGCACUUUCCAGUCAUUUUGCAAUACAGAUACUCAUACUACUAAACAAUUAACUAAUUUACUUAAUGAACAUAUGAUUCCAUUUUGGAAUGAUAUUUAUUUGAAACCCUCAAUUUUGUUGCGACGUGGUUUAGAUGCUCUAUGGUAUGAAGUUUUUAAAUGUGCAGAGUUUAAUUUGAAUAAUUCCUUAAAACAAUCGGGUGCUAUGGAUAAUAACAAGAAAGAUAAUAUUGAUAAUGGUGGCAGUGUUCAAUCUUGGGAUUCGAUAAUCCUAAGGGAUGUCAUUUUAAAUGAAGAAAGUUUUCCAGGGAUAGUUGAUAUUUUGAUCUAUAAUUUGCCAAGUAAUAAACAAUCUAAAUUUAAGGGAUCAAUAUUAAAAAAACAGUAUGGAUUUAUAGGAAAUUUUACAAACGAUUUGGAAAAUUUAAAUGAUCUAUCUAAUUGGUUAUAUCAUUUGCAUACUUCAUAUGGAACUAUCUCUAAUCAUGUAAUCACUGGUAAUAUGCAUUAUAAGGAGAGGAUUAUCGAUAUGGAAGAGAAUUCUAUGUAUAAUAAUGCCAGGGAGCAAAAUACUACUAUUUCAAAUAAUGGAAAUACUAAUUCUAACACAGAUAAUGAAUAUACAACCAAUUCUUUGGAAAAUUCAAAGUUAAAAAGUGUGAUGAGCACAUUAUCUUCUUAUUCAAAUAGAUUUUUACAUAAUGUUACCCUGCCGAUGUCAUUUGCUUAUGAUGCAAUUCGGGAAAUCGGUGUUACUACAGAAAUAUCGAAUAGUGUGUCUUUAUUCAAGGAUUAUAUUCCACGAUGGUCUACUGAGGCUGAUAAUCCUGAUAAAAAUAAUUGUAUGGAUACAGGUAAUAUUAGUUAUUUGGAAAGAGGUAACAUUCCAAGACAUGGAUUUUUAAUAUCUCCCUUGGCAAAUAAAAACUUACCAAUCUCCUAUAAAAUAAAAAAAUUGCAUUUAAAAUUUAAAAGUCAAGACAACAUAAGAUAUAAUACACUAUUUUGGUUUUAUAAUGAUAUUUUGCUGUUGAUAGUAUGUAAAGAAAAUUUUGAAAAAAUAUGGGAUACUUCCUUUUUAACAGAAAUGGAUAAAUUAUUGACAAAAGGAAUAGUGCAAUUCCAUGAGGAAGUUUUAAAGAAUUUAACACUAUGUGAUAUUGGUCAAAUUGAUAGGAGAUUUGCAUACAUGGUAAUGGAAAAAACUGAUUCAAAUCAAACUCUUAAGACAUCUAUUCCACCAUUUUUUGCUGAGACUUUAUUCAAUUCACUUGAUUCACGGAACAAGGAUAAUGUAUCUCCUCUGGAUUUAGUGUUUACUGGAAUGGAUAAUUGUUCUAUUAAUUUCAAAUCUAUGGGGAAAAUAUUUGGAUUCAUUUCAUGUUUGGAAGAAAAUGAAGGUGGUAAAGAUUAUUCAUGUGAUAGCUUUUUAAAAUCAUUAUCUGAUGAUAAAGCAUGGGAAUUACAAAACAAUAUUGUUGACUUGUUGGAAACCUUUAAAAAUUCAAAGAAACAAUUAGAUAGUGUCAAUGAAGAAAGGUUGUUGAUGUUAGAUAAUGGGUUGAUCUGCUAUAUUAGAAGUGAUCCACAAAGAUUGGUUAUGGUUAUUAAAAAUUGGUAUGGAAUACAGAAAAAUAAGGGUGUACUGAAGUUAAACAGAAAAACUUUAUUAGAUAGUCUUGGGAAAGAUGUUGUUGAUUGGUGGGAACAAUUUCAAUAG
Molecule: messenger RNA, 2145 nt
Organism: Arxiozyma heterogenica
Lineage: Eukaryota; Fungi; Ascomycota; Saccharomycetes; Saccharomycetales; Saccharomycetaceae
Gene: CCZ1
Product: Ccz1p
Exons: 1
Coding region: 1-2145 (714 amino acids)
Biological process (GO): vesicle-mediated transport
Source: RefSeq, a predicted model, not a curated record